UCGGCCAUGAAAACCCAUUCCAUGAAGCUCUCUACGCACUGUUGUUGUGCUAAUCUGAAGGCCACACAAAGUUUGGAGGUCUUUUAGCUAUUGACAUGUGCAAGACAGUUGGCGACUACUGUGCACUUCAGCAUGCACUCACCCCGCUGUCAUUUUACAUGGCCUACCACUUCGUGGCAGUUGCAGUUGCUUCCACUUUAGUUAUAAUAACACUAACAGGCGUGCUGUGAAUUAUUUAGCAAUAGGAAAUUUCACUGGCACCGGUGGCAACCUAUCACGGUACCACGCUUG
This is a messenger RNA of Staurois parvus, 291 nucleotides long. The record is from the annotation of a GenBank genome assembly. Lineage: Eukaryota; Metazoa; Chordata; Amphibia; Anura; Ranidae.